AUGUGGGGGUCCGUGACAUUUGUCUGGGCCAUCUGUCUGGCUUGUAUUCAGCAUGCUGUGUUCCCACGGAUCCUCCCCUUCGGGUCAAACAAGGACAGGCCUCACCCGGCACAUGGAGCUCUGACAAGGAAGGUCGAGUGCUUCUCAGACUACAUGACCCUGCAGAUUCCGAGGAGCCACGUGCAGGGUUUGAAGCAGUGGCUGGCUAGGGUCCUGCACCUGCCAGGCACCAAGAGGGCCCCCAAGCACCUGGAUUCUCUUCUUACCAAAUGUGGAUUCCUCUUGCAUCCUGCUCAUGAGGGUGACUUCAUCUUCCGAGUGCUGUACUCUGGCUGCUUUGUGCAGAAAGAGAAAGCAAAUUACAGGCUGGAAAUCAGAAUGUUUCAAAAAGGGGCCAAAAGGUUGAAACAGAGUGAUCGCUACAUAAUGAAGUGUCCCAUGAUCACGUCGAGGCUGGGUGAACAGAGCGUCCGCUGCCACCCCUCAUUCAUUCAGGUCUCUAGGCCCUUGCCUCCAAGGAUCGAUGGUGGACAGACCCCGUGGUUGCUGUCCCUUCGAGGGGAGCUGGUGGCUUCUCUGGAGGAUGCCAGCUUGAUGGGCUUAGAUGUGGACAUUGGUGCCAGCACAGUCACCAUCCAAAGCCCAAGACAAGAACUUCUUCAGAGGCAGGAGGUCUGGAACACUUCCCUGGAGCUCCUGCCUCUCUGGUUGGUGAGCGGCUUCUAUGCCUACUCCCUCAAGGCUGCCUGCCCACUGGCAUUGUCUCAGCCAGGGUCAGAGAUCUCAGUUCACAUUCCCAAACAGAGACUGGGUCUGGUCAGAAGAGGAUUGCAUGUGGGAGAGUCUCUGAGCCCCAGAUUCCUUGAGGUACACCAGUCCCACACCUUCACAGUGACGGAGGACAGAGACUUCGUGGUGGUCAGCGUCCCUGCCCCGCUGCUGCUCCAGGACCAGCCAUGCCCAGAGGCCAGAGAAUCCCUAGGGACACGAGCUUUCUACAGGAUAGACCUGAGCCUGGCCUUUGCAGAGAUGGUCUCCCCAGUGCACUGGACAGUGGAGAACUUUUUCCAGUGUGUGGGUUCAAGAGAAGAGUCGCUUGUCUCAACAGCCGCACCAGGGACUGCUCUACCCACCCUGUCCCCUGGAUGGGAGACUGCUUCCGCAGAAGUGCCAUCUGCAGCCUCUCCCCAGUUCCAGAUCCCACGAAUGGCUGCCCAGGAUGAGACCCUUCAGCGUUUUGUGCACCAGCCUGCUAAAGAAAACACCAAGCUGGAACAGGCAGUGCCAUUCCUGCAAACAACUGGGCCUGAGGGAGAAGGCUGGGUCUCCACUGCUUCCCCUUCCCCCGGUACAAUGCAAGAGCAUCGUGGUCUUCAGACUCCUCCAAAGAAAGCAGACUUAAUUCCACAUCCCCAGACUCCAGCGACACUCUCCUUAGAGCACAUGGAAGCUUCCCAGGCUGCCCCCAGACCCUCACCGUGGGUCUUCUUGUCUCGCACUUCCAUGACCACACAUUCGCCUUCAGAAGUCCCCUCUCCUCUGUGGCCUUCCUGGAGAUCUGAUGGGCCCCAAAUGAUCUUGGGUUCUGAACCAUCUGUUCCCCUAACCGAAGUUCCACGAGCUGUGAUGGCUGGGCAGGGUCCUGCUCAGCCAUCAGGAAGUCCCUUCCCACUGGGAAAAUUGUCAAGAGAGACUUUGAAAUCAACGGAGUCCGUGGAUCCCACUCUAAGGGAGCCUGCCCACAUCAGUGAGGAGCUCCCACCAUUGACAAGGCCCUUCAUGAGCAGCCUGGCUGAAGAGGGUUUGAUUUUCCACCAUGCUUCCAGAAGGCCUCAGGAGGUACUACCAAUAAUCAAGGCUGAGGGACCACUGCAGAAUGACCGUGAUCCCACUGGAGAGGGGGUCAGAGGGUACCUGGAGCUGUCAACCUCAGAACCAAGACAGGGCAUGGAAGGUCUGGGACUCAUUAUCUUGCCAGAGACUGAUGUCACGUUCACCAACCCAAGAGGGAGGCAGCCAGAUGCCAGUGCCCAUCUGGUGACCCCAAGUCCAGAGCUCUCUGGGAGGCACAGGGUGAACCCAGCAGUUCCCCAGACAACACUUGCCAGGGACCUUCUGGCUUCCACCUCUGAGAAGCCUGCAACCCCUCCUGAAGGAGGUACAGACAGAACCCUACAGCUUGAGUCAGCACCUAUACGGCCCGAGGGCUGGCAUGAGCCGUGGGCUGGACACACAACCAGCCCCCUGCCUCAACACACCCAAAGCCUUCUGGCUCCUACAGAAACCACAUUGCCCCACUCUGGUGAGCCUGGGACCCCCCCUCUCCAGUGGUCAAGAGCCGAUGGAGGCCAGGCUGACCCCUGA
Messenger RNA from Onychomys torridus (southern grasshopper mouse), 2364 nucleotides. RefSeq names its product chromosome 2 C1orf127 homolog (gene Ciroz). NCBI's taxonomy places the organism in Eukaryota, Metazoa, Chordata, Mammalia, Rodentia, Cricetidae. The transcript is spliced from 12 exons. Gene Ontology annotation, biological process: heart development. The record is from RefSeq and is a predicted model, not a curated record. Bases 1 to 2364 code for a protein of 787 amino acids.